This is a messenger RNA of Drosophila obscura, 1389 nucleotides long. RefSeq names its product odorant receptor 2a (gene Or2a). The transcript is spliced from 2 exons. Lineage: Eukaryota; Metazoa; Arthropoda; Insecta; Diptera; Drosophilidae. The record is from RefSeq and is a predicted model, not a curated record. Gene Ontology annotation, cellular component: plasma membrane. Gene Ontology annotation, molecular function: olfactory receptor activity; odorant binding. The coding region runs from base 1 to 1170 and encodes 389 amino acids. Gene Ontology annotation, biological process: detection of chemical stimulus involved in sensory perception of smell; sensory perception of smell.
AUGCAGCCCGGGCCUGAAAAAGAGCCCCAACUGGACACCCACAGCGCCGUGGACUAUCACUGGCGGGUGUGGCAGCUGACCGGCCUGAUCCGUCCGGCAGGCAUCUCGAAACGCCUCUACCGGACCUACUCGAUCGGGCUGAACCUGAUGGUCACUCUGCUCUUUCCUCUGAGCCUGCUGGCCCGGCUCAUCCUCACGCACAGCAUGAAGGAGCUGUGCGAGAACCUGACCAUCACCAUCACGGACAUAGCGGCCAACCUGAAGUUCGGGAACGUGUUCCUGGUGCGCCACCACCUGCGCGAGAUCCGCUCGCUGAUCCAGCAACUGGACUGCCGGGCCCAGGCGAUCGGCAAUCGCGACGAGCUGUGCACCCUCCUUCAGGCCGUAAGGACGGCCCGGAACACAUUCCGCACCUUUGCAUGGAUCUUCGUGUGCGGCACCUCGCUCAGCUGCGUCCGAGUGGCCCUCGCCAGGAGCCGCCAGUUGCUCUACCCGGCAUGGUUCGGGGUGGACUGGAGCGACUCGGACGAGGCGUAUGUGGGGAUCUACGUGUACCAGCUGUUCGCCCUGAUCGUGCAGGCGGUGCAGAACUGCGCCAACGACUCGUAUCCGCCGGCCUACCUCUGCCUGCUCACCGGCCACAUGAGGGCCUUGGAGGUGAGGGUGGGCCGGAUCGGCUGCGGAUGCCGGACCGAUCGCCAGAGCUACGAUCAGCUGCUAGGCUGCAUCCAGGACCUGACGCUCAUCCACCGGAUGCACACCAUCAUCCAGCAAAUCCUGUCCGUGCCCUGCAUGGCCCAGUUCGCGUGCUCCGUCGUCGUCCAGUGCACGGUGGCCAUGCACUUUCUGUACGUUGCCGAUGCCGACGACCGGCUGGCCAUGAUCCUCUCGGUCAUCUUCUUCGUGGCCGUCACCCUGGAGGUGUUCGUCAUCUGCUACUUCGGCGACCAGAUGCGCACGCAGAGCGAGGCCCUCUGCCACGCCUUCUACGCGUGCAACUGGGUCGAGCAGCUGCCCCGCUUCAGGCGCGACCUCCUCUUCACCCUGGCCCGGGCCCAGCGACCAUCGCUGAUACUCGCCGGCAGCUACAUCCCCCUCACCCUGGAGACCUUUAAGAGGGUCAUGCACUUUGCCUACUCCACAUUCACACUCCUGCUGAGGUCCAAGUGAGGAUGCGACAACUGGAAGGGAUCAAGGGAGAACACACCGGAGAGGGCACAAUCCUCUUCUAUAAUUAUCCUCAAUAUACACACAUAUUUCCAAUCCUCCAUCCGGCAAGUGGCAGAGUUGAGAGCAACAAUUUAGGGCAGUUUCCAAGCAGUUUUGAAAAUACAAAUUGUAGCACCUAGCGGUAUAUACUUUAUUUAUUUACAAAACUGUAGCCUUGUA